Racocetra fulgida is the source of this 257-nucleotide messenger RNA. NCBI's taxonomy places the organism in Eukaryota, Fungi, Glomeromycota, Glomeromycetes, Diversisporales, Gigasporaceae. The record is from the annotation of a GenBank genome assembly.
CUUUACAAACAAAAUGUAGAUAAUAAACAACCAUCUAAUCCUUUAGUUGAAAUUCAUGAACUUAGUAAUAUUUUAUCACAAGAAUUUGAUAUUGUUGAAAAUUUCAUUAAUAAUAAAAAUCAAUCUAAAAAUAAAGAGAAUCAAAAUGAUACAAAGUUUACUUUUUCUUGCAGCAUCAAAAUUAAUAAAUUAGAAGGUAGUUCGAAGGAACAAUCUAAUCAAAUUGUAAAAAUUAUAUCUGAUGUAGAUGAAUAUAG